Messenger RNA from Caenorhabditis briggsae, 1227 nucleotides. The record is from RefSeq and is a predicted model, not a curated record. The transcript has 2 exons. The coding region runs from base 1 to 1227 and encodes 408 amino acids. Lineage: Eukaryota; Metazoa; Nematoda; Chromadorea; Rhabditida; Rhabditidae.
AUGAAUCCCGAAAAGAAGAAAUCUACCAGGCCCUCCGGACCACCACCUCCAUCCCCUGGACCAUCGUCUACAUCGGAUAGGCCCACGGGACCAACGCCUCCGUCGCUUAGGCCCACUGGACCACCGCCAUCAUCCACUGGACCAUUGCCUCCGUUGGCUCGUCCCACGGGACCACCGCCAUCGCCCACUGGGCCACCGUGUCCAUCGACUAGGCCCGCCGAAGCACCGCCAUCACCCACUGGACCACCAUCGCCAUCUCCAUCGACUAGGCCCACCGAAGCACCGCCAGCCCCUCCAACGACAGCUCACUAUCCAAGUUCAGUCCCACCGCUAGCCCCUUUGACAUCAGCACCACCACAAUCAACUCCAGCUCCACUCUCGAUGUCUGCCCCUCCUCCUCCUGGACCUCCACCUCCCGCACUCUCCCAGCCACCGAGAAUGAGGGAUCCUCUGAAAGACUUGAAAAUGAAGAAAAACGAAACACCGCGUGCCCGAUUUUCAAGUCCGAAUCUGAGUACUACAAAAUACGAUUUUCGAAAUGAGCUCGAGGCACGAUUGAAGGAGAAAGGGAUUUUUUGCCCAAACGAUGUGUCAGAAGAAAAAGAGGAAAAAGAAAAAGAAGGAUCAUCAGAAAAAGAAGUGGUCAAAGACGUUUCACAGAAGACGUCUACGGUCGUAGUGGUGCCGGGUACCAUUCCCACUGCACCACCUCCACCACCUCCCUCGGAUUUGCAAAACAUCAGAAGGAUUCCGAAAAGGUGGUCAACGCCGGUCCCCUCCUCGUCGUCGGCAGUUACAAAGCCACCAGCUCCAUCAGCCAAUCUUAUGGCAGAACUGACAGCAAUGAUUGAGAAAAGAGCAUUGAAAGAAUUGCGGGAAGAAGGACAAUCGCCUUGCUCAUCAUCGGCCGUUACGGAUCCAGCGGUGACAAUCAAACUCCCACCAGUGCCACCACAAUCACGGAAACCCAAACUCAAGUUUUCUUUCCUUUCUUCCUUGAAUGAGGAGAAAAUAGAAAGUUCUUCGAGUUCUGGAAUAACGGAGCAGCCUUCUACCUCUGGAACCCUAGCCGAAGCUGUAACAACGACACGUGUCGAAGAGUACACCGUCGUUGUUGAAGAAGAGACAACAAGAAGGGUCCGGCCAAUUCCACCACCAAAGCCAGCAGCACUGAAGAAGCCACCACCAAAAAAAGAAGAUGAGAAUUCGAAUGGAAAUGAGAGCUGA